GAAGGAGGAGAUGAAGGCGGAGGCACUCGUCGAGAUCCCCAAGUGUCCGCACGCCAAACCACGGUUGUCGCCCGAUGAUUUUGGCGAUCAGCUAUUCCUCGUAGUAGUGGGAAAGGGAGACAACGAGCGUCGAUUCACCGUCUUCCGAAACCUCCUGACGUACCACUCCUCGUAUUUCCGCGCCGCCCUUGGAGGAGAUUGGAAAGAAAGCACACAGAAAACAGUCAAUCUGCCAGACGAUGAUCCGGAUGUCUUUAGAGCCUUCCAUCAUUGGCUGUACUAUGGAACACUCUACUCUCAGCUGACUCCGGAAGGGAAAGUACCCCUUAGUGCUUAUCUUAUCGCCAAGGUCUACGUUUUUGGGGACGCUCGUGGAAUUCCGCAUCUCUGCAAUGCUUCCGUUGACCUUCUGGUUCAAAAGUCUUUAUCAGAAUGGGUCUUUUGCCACGGCGUGUUGAACUACGUCUACGACAACACUCCAGAAAACUGCGGUCUCCGGAGGUUAUUGGUCAAAUUUGGAGCUGAGACAUAUCGUUGGACAAGAAACGUACGCAAUGCCGAGCAGAACUUUCCUAGAAUGUUCUUAAUGGACGUUAUGAUCAUGAACUACGAGGACGGGACUUAUGCUCUAGGGAAGUGCCUCAGCAAGGUCGGAAGAGCAAAGUACCUCGAGACGAUUGCAAAGGAGGCAUGUGAAUAUCACGACCACGGCCAGGCUGCUGCAGACACAUCGGCAACCAAGAACUAGGCAUCUAUGCGAAUAGAUUCCAAGGAACGAUCGAUCUGGUCUUGAUUUCACUGGAUAUCUGAAGGUUCACGAAGCUCCUAAGCGCAAGCGUGAAAUUACAUAGAGGGAAGGGGACUCGUCAGUAGCAGCCAGUUACAUAAGUCACCGUAGGGUACCAUCCACGAAUAACCAUAACAAUGCUAC
This is a messenger RNA of Westerdykella ornata, 931 nucleotides long. RefSeq lists its product as uncharacterized. Gene Ontology annotation, molecular function: protein binding. NCBI's taxonomy places the organism in Eukaryota, Fungi, Ascomycota, Dothideomycetes, Pleosporales, Sporormiaceae. The transcript has 2 exons. The record is from RefSeq and is a predicted model, not a curated record. Bases 11 to 748 code for a protein of 245 amino acids.